AUGAAGCUGCAGGAAACACCACCAGAAUUAUGUGCAGUGUGUCUAUCGGAGUUUGCUGUGGACGAAAACGUAAGAGACUUGAAGUGCAAGCAUGUGUUCCACAAGUUGGACAAGUGGUUGCUGCAAUGCAGGUCUACUUGCCCACUUCGCAGGACUAAGUUGUUGCCGGAUGAAGUGGUCGCUGGUUAUCGCCUGUUGAAAGACGAUCAGAUGGGGUAUGAUCGGAACAAUGAGGAGAUUGUUUUCUUGGUAUCACAUGGCAAUGAUCGUGAAUAUUUGGCGAGGGUUUUCCAUUACUAUGCUUACUGGUUCUGUGUGGAUGGCUUGCCUUGUGGGCUUGUUCUGUUUUAG
Hevea brasiliensis (rubber tree) is the source of this 351-nucleotide messenger RNA. RefSeq lists its product as uncharacterized. Lineage: Eukaryota; Viridiplantae; Streptophyta; Magnoliopsida; Malpighiales; Euphorbiaceae. The coding region runs from base 1 to 351 and encodes 116 amino acids. The record is from RefSeq and is a predicted model, not a curated record. The transcript is spliced from 2 exons.